ACUAACCCUUAUCAUUAAAGUCUACCCAAAAAAAAAAAAAUCCAUGAAGUAUAGUGAAAUAUCUCACUUCAGCCAUCCACAACACUCUCUAAAAUUCGAGUACUCGGAAUCUCCAUUCAAGUGCGAUGGCUGCAAAGAAGUAGGUAUCGGAUCGCGCUACAAAUGCACAAAAUGUGAUUUCGAUCUUCAUAUGCAUUGCGCAAUUCCUUCCUCAACGAUCCACCAUCCGUUCUUCACAAAAUGCUCGUUCCAGUUCAUGUCACGGCCUCCAGGUGAUAAACCUCGAUAUUGUAACGCUUGCGAAAGAGAUGUUGGCGGAUUUCUUUAUCAUUGUAAAGAUUGCGGAUUUGAUCUUCACCCAUGUUGUGCCAAAUUGCCUAUGGUUCUUGAUGAUGGAGAAAUUAAGCUUUAUUUGUAUAGAAAAGUUAGUGCCACGUGUCAUAAAUGUGGACGUAAAGGUAGAAGCUGGAGUUAUCGGUCGUCUUGCAAGAAAUAUAACUUGCAUGUAGCUUGUGUUAAGGAUAUGUUGGUGGAGAAUUGGUCUGAGCUUUAUCUUGGUCGUACUAAUAAUAAUAAUAAUAAUAUUAAUAAUAGUUUUAAUAAUAAAUCAAAUGAUUUUUAUUAUGGGAAAGGUAAUUAUAGUAGUUAUGGUAGUAGGAAAUUGGAGAUAAAUAGAAUUCCUAGCUUGAAAAAUGCACUUCAGACUCAUCAUCGUAAGAGCAAAGGUGGUAAGGUGCAGAAAUGUUGUGAAAUGGCCGGAAUGGCUGUGCAAUUUGUUGUCUCCGCCGUGCUCGGUGAUCCGACCACCCUUAUUGCUGGUGUUAUUGGGUCCUUGAUGUCAAAAGGCUGAUUGCCGGUAUGCAAAGGUUGAUCAAUUAACUAAUAAGGAAUUAAUUAAUGGAAUAUUUGGAUAAUUUAAUUGUAAUGUGUAGUUUUUAGUGUUAUUGUGACUUUAUAAGUAAGGUUGGACUAAUUAGGCAUUAUGUAUUACGCAAAAGGAGUACAUAUGCUUUUAAUGUGAAUAAAUUCUCUUUACUUUA
Mercurialis annua (annual mercury) is the source of this 1040-nucleotide messenger RNA. RefSeq lists its product as uncharacterized. Lineage: Eukaryota; Viridiplantae; Streptophyta; Magnoliopsida; Malpighiales; Euphorbiaceae. The record is from RefSeq and is a predicted model, not a curated record. Bases 44 to 850 code for a protein of 268 amino acids. The transcript has a single exon.